Messenger RNA from Moneuplotes crassus, 1979 nucleotides. The record is from the annotation of a GenBank genome assembly. NCBI's taxonomy places the organism in Eukaryota, Ciliophora, Spirotrichea, Euplotida, Euplotidae.
AUGGAGAAAAAUAGUGAACGGUCGUACUUCUCAGAGAUCAGGAGGAGAAGGUCAACCCACGUUACUAACAACCAAAUCAUCCCAAAGGAUAGUGACGAAACAGUAGAGGAUUUGAAGAAAGUCAAGAAGUAUGGCAAGAAGAAACACAAGAAGGGAAUUCUCAAGAAAAAUAAUGAACCAAACACUAAUCAUUCUACAAAAGGACCAGCUAAAACAAUACCCAACUGGGAUGUAUUUGAUCAUGAUAGUUCUCAUAUUUUUGAUGAAGAAAUCGCUUCUGCUUCAGAAAGUGAUAGAAGACCUCCAACAAGAGACUCGGUGAAAGUAAUGCAGGAAGUAAAGAGAGAAAAUACUAUUGGGUUAAGACAAUCCAAGAAUUUUAACUUCAAGAUUGCUCCAACAAACAGAUCUCCUAAUGACAAUCACGCAGAUAAAAAGAAAGCAUUUGAAUAUAUAGACGAGGAGGAUGAUGAGCCUAUAGAAGUUUAUUACCAGGAUUUAAAUAACACACAAGUUGCAAACAAACUGCCUAACGAGCGAAUAACAAAAACAUCUGUUGCACUUUACCCAGCCUCUGGUAAAAGACUAGCCAAGAAAAACAAAAUGGGAGCACAAAAAGAUAAAAAGAAAAGGAAAAAGAAAAGUGACCGAGCUAAAGUGCACCAAAACAAUAAUAUCGAGAUAAAAAUGGAAGAAUCGUUUGAGAAAGAUCUUCUUAGACGUACCAAUGUUCUAACUGAGAAAAAUGGAAAUAACAGAAUAAAAGUAGGAAGUGAUAAAAAGAAAAUCAGAUCAAGAAGCAGAUCAUCAAACAGUGAUGAAAGCUUAAGCUUAAGCCCAAUAAAAAAACAAAGACUCCAGACUGACGAGAAUGAAGAAAGCUUAGAAGAGAUGGAUGAAAUAGAGUACAGGAGGAAAAAUUACAACACUGUUGCAUCAGUAAAGCCAUUAUAUAGACCUACUGUCAGAAGAAAGCGCAAUAGUAAUGAGAACACUCAAGUAAACAGAAUAACAGCAAAAACUGAAAUCUUUAAGCCAGUUCUCAAAAAUUCAACUUUUAUCAAGGAAUCUGCAAAUGUGAAGAAAAGAAGUUAUACAACAACUUCAAAUAAUUUUGAUAAGAAAAGAUACUCAACUACUCUUCCUCAACAAGGAUUCAGAGACCUGAUUGGCUAUGCGAACUUCAGAGAGGUUAGCUAUGAUAUCCCUGGAGCCAUUACUGUUGAGUACAAAGAAGAAAGUUAUGGAUCUACCCAGAAUAUAGUCCUUGACAGAGAUAGAGAUACUUUUGUCCUCCCAGAUCAGACCCAGCAAGAAUCUCGAAAUGAUUAUGAGUCAUGGGUCAACGUAUCCAGGAUGAGCAAAAGUAUAAGAAAUAUGAAAAGUGAUUGAUUCUCCAGGACUAUUAAUCCAAAUGAGAUCGCACUAAUCAACCGUCCCAAGUCAGGAGUGAGGCGGUAUGGGAAAUACAAGAAUGAAAGAGAAGCUGGGCUAAGUAUUAACGGUAAUAUCAAAAAUAACGAAGUGAUUACUUUUAAUAAACGCAAGCAUGAUUUUGACAAUGAUGACUAUUAUGAACAAAAAGAGCUGCUUUACGCAUCGGCCUCUCCUUCUAAAAAGAGAGUAUCUGGUAAAGGGGGUAAUGUCUAUCAGUAUGAAGUUGAUGAAAUUGAUGAUUUUACCCCAGAUCGGACAGAUACCUUAAGGAACAAAGAUGCCUUUGCAGAUUCUCAUAGAGUUGAUAGUUUGAGACCAUACAGCAGAAAUUCUCCUCAAAAAGAUACUGGAGGAUCUAAACUCCACAAUGCUACUUAUGGGGACCUAUCUCCUUUUAGUAGUGGAAGAAAAACUGUAAGAUUUGCUGAAGACGAGGAAGGGUUACUCAAGUCAGUCGCUGUAGAUCCUUCCUUCAAUGAAUCAGAUUUUGUGCACGACAUGCACAUAAAUUAUUAAAAAUCCGUCAUAAAUCUUUUUCAAUA